Messenger RNA from Pseudogymnoascus verrucosus, 1724 nucleotides. RefSeq lists its product as uncharacterized. NCBI's taxonomy places the organism in Eukaryota, Fungi, Ascomycota, Leotiomycetes, Thelebolales, Thelebolaceae. The transcript has 2 exons. The record is from RefSeq and is a predicted model, not a curated record. Bases 643 to 1434 code for a protein of 263 amino acids.
UUUCAACAUUCUGCACGAAUCGAAUUGUUACUACUCAACGAAACUCGCUAUGGGCGUCACUUUGUCUCGGCGUAGGAAUUUGAUAGGUAUAUUAUGGACAUCUUGUCACCCUUGGCGGCCCAGCCUAGCUCGAACGGGGUCGGAGAGUCUCCGCGUUGCAUGUUAUUACUCCUGAACUGACUGUUCCUGGCGGCUUCAUUCGCACCACAGGCUGCAUUGGGUCUCCAGUGACGAUUGGCAGUGAUUGAAUGGGAGAGGCCCCUCUUCCCCAAGGAACGAUAAAGACAGACGGCAUUCUUGAUUUUACCACGGGGAAUCUUACGGAUUAGUACUACUGGUGCGAUUUAUCGCAAGAACGCACCGGUUCAACGGCGGCAGGGGCUCAUUCCUGACUUCAACUGUCUCACAAAUUGUGAGCCAGAAGGCACCCUCAAACAUCAACUGUCUCAAGAUACUGCAACAACCGACAACCCCUGCGACGAACACCACCAUCAUCAUCCCAUCUGGUAACGCCCGCUAAAAUCAAGCUUGUCAGCAAGCGACCUGUGCUCGCCGUCGGGACCAAGUUCAUUGCUCUUGACUAUCUUUCCUCUUGGCCUCACUUCACUUCUCACAGCGCUGUUGAUCAGCGCGUGGCGCAACAUGAUUUCUCCUCUCUCCCCCACCGGCCUCUCUCUUCUUUUUCUCGCCACAACUGCGCAGGCCGCGUCUUCCAUAUCUCUGGGAGGCAAUUUUCAAGCACUACCGUUUGGAAUCACUGGUGAAUGUCGAACGAUAUACAACCGCCCGAUUGAGGGCUGCAGCGCACGAGAUUUUCAGGCCGGCGGCGCAUGUUCUGUAGGAUGCGUUGCAUCGCUCGAGAGCAUAUCCAGCACCCUCAAUACCGUCUGUCCUGGUGUCAUAGUUGACAGUCGCACGCUCCUUGGCCGUAUCUUCCAGAACAUGCUCAUCGCAUCCGUCUGUAACGGAGUCGAGGUGCCAACGCAGUCAGCGGCACCGACUGAAGUUGCUACAAAGCCGACGGAUACACCUGCGCCAGUAACGACGUCGCAAGAACCUCCGCAAAGUACAACUGUCGAGGAACCGACUACUACUACGUCUCAGGCACCAAAGUCCUCGGUUCUUGGAAUUGGCGAUCCCGAUCCAACAUCAGAAUCAACAUCAGAGUCAACGACAGUGUCCACACCACAGUCGACACCGGAGCCAACACCAGAGUCAACAACCUCCGAGGUACAGGCGCCACAGACUACAAAUUCGAAUAAGCAGGGCGAGCCUGGCCGAUCAAGAGAGCAGCAACAAAUCGACGCCAAUAGAUUCUCAGGUGGAGGGAGCCCAUUCGAUAACAUUGUUGCGGAUGGUGGAGCAGUACACCGACAAAGCGGUCUGAUGAUGAGCCUGGCUGGAGCGAUAUUGGCGGCGAUAAUACUGGUCUGAUAAGCUCAGUGUUAUUAUUCGGAGUUUUAAGGUUCUUUGGGCGUUCUUGGGUCGGAGUUGGAAAUACAAUCUACUGUAUAAUAACCAGAAGCCGAGGUCUAAUAGCGGUGCAUCAGCUUAUGCUGGUCGAUGGGUCUGGCGAGAAGGGAAAGCACUGAGGGGUACCCUGGGGUAUGAAAACACUUCCUGGCAUGUUACGAGUAUAUGAGGAAAAGAGUAUUUGUCGGAGAGACGUGUAAAUAGCUGGAUUUGUCAAGUAGCUGUGCUCGGAUAUUAAAAUUAAAAUAAUA